AUGGCUGACCUCCCGACUACCUUUGACAAGCCUGUCCAUAUCGCCGUCAUUGGCGGUACUGGUCUCGGCCAACUCGAAGGCUUCGAGCCUGUCGCUUCCCUGAACCCCAUUACACCUUGGGGUGCUCCCGCGUCGCCGAUCCAGAUCCUUUCUCACAAGGGCGGCUACGUCGCUUUCCUUGCCCGCCACGGCGUUCACCACCAGUUUGCUCCUCACGAGGUUCCUAACCGUGCCAACAUUGCUGCUCUACGACAUAUCGGUGUUCGAUCCAUUAUUGCCUUCUCCGCUGUCGGUUCGUUGCAGGAGGAGAUCAAGCCUAUGGACUUUGUGCUCCCUGACCAGGCCAUCGAUCGCACAAAGGGCGUCCGACCUUUCACCUUCUUCGAGGGCGGUGUAGUUGGACACGUUGGGUUCGCUGAUCCCUUUGAUGCAGGUCUCGCCAAUGUUGUCAAGACUUGCGCAGCUCACAUGGAGGGCGAGGGCGUCGUCUUGCACGAUAAGGGCACUGUCGUUGUUAUGGAGGGACCACAGUUUUCGACUCGUGCUGAGUCGCACAUGUACCGAUCGUGGGGCGGUUCGGUCAUCAACAUGUCGACGCUUCCCGAAGCUAAGCUUGCUCGCGAGGCCGAGUUGGCUUACCAGGUAAUUGCCAUGGCGACUGACUACGACUGCUGGCACUCGUUCGAGGAUGUCAACGUCGAGUUGGUUUUGAAGUACAUGAAGGCCAACAAUGAGAACGCCAAGCGCUUGGUUGCUGGCGUGCUGGAUCGCCUUGCCGAGCUUGAGAACAGCGAUUUGGUUCUGGCCAAGCAUUUGGCCGGCUCUUCUCAAGGAGCCGUUAAGUUUAUGACCAAGCCUGCGGGCCGCAACCUCGAGGCCAUGAAGAAGGUUGAGUACCUUUUCCCAGGCUUCUGGGAAGAGUAA
Molecule: messenger RNA, 924 nt
Organism: Fusarium poae
Lineage: Eukaryota; Fungi; Ascomycota; Sordariomycetes; Hypocreales; Nectriaceae
Exons: 3
Coding region: 1-924 (307 amino acids)
Biological process (GO): nucleoside metabolic process
Cellular component (GO): cytosol
Molecular function (GO): S-methyl-5-thioadenosine phosphorylase activity
Source: RefSeq, a predicted model, not a curated record